AACCACCAUAUCUAACUAGAAGACAUUGUUAUUUGCAGCACAAGUUACUCUACUCUCUCUCUCUCUUUCUCUGUCUCCCCCCCCUGCUCCUCAAACCCUAAAUUAUUAAAUUCGAAAUUUUGAAAAGAAGAAGAAGAAAAACACAAGACAUUAGACACCGACACCAAACUCUGCGUCUUUGAAGCAUUUGGUUCUCUUUGUGUUUCAGUUUCUCACGAGAGUAUCCAGAAUGGACGCAUGCAAGCCUGACCCAGUUGAGAGAAUCGAGCAUGGAGCGAGACCCACCUGAGAGAGCUGCAUUACGGUGGUCACUAUGGGGAAGACAGAGGAGGACCGGGCGGUGCCAGCUGGAGUGGGUCCCCAGUCGCAGGACCAGAAUGCGCAGACCCAGUGGUGUGGGAACUGUGGCUUUGGGUGGUGUUGUGGGGGGUUUCGGAGGCUCAUUGGGCUCAGAUGUCUCUUCGUCCUUCUGCUCUCGGCGGCCGUCUUCCUCUCCGCUAUAUUUUGGCUGCCCCCGUUUCUUCAGUUCGCAGAUCACCGGGAUCUGGAUCUCGAUUCAAAGUUCAAAGAUCAUGAUAUAGUGGCAAGUUUUUAUCUUAAGAAGCCGAUUUCUUUGCUGGAAGACAAUAUCUCACAGCUAGAGGAAGACAUACUUAAUGAGAUAGGCUUUUCUACCACCAAAGUGGUCAUCUUAUCUCUGGAACCCAUAGCUAGAUCAAACACAACAAAGGUUGUAUUUGGGGUUGACCCUGAUGCAAAAUAUUCAGUAAUAUCCCAAACUACUCAAAGUUUUAUCAGGGCAAAUUUUGUUUCUCUGGUUAUACAGCAACUUUCUCUUCGCCUGACUACAACCUUGUUUGGGGAACCAUUCUUUUUUGAGGUUCUAAAAUUCCCAGGAGGAAUUACUAUCAUCCCCCCGCAGAGUGCAUUUCUUUUGCAGAAAGUACAAAUCCUUUUCAACUUUACUUUAAACUCCCCUAUCUAUCAAAUACAAUUGAAUUUUAAUAAACUGACGAGCCAGCUGAAGUCAGGAUUACGCUUGGCACCCUAUGAGAACUUGUACGUUAGCUUAUCAAACUCAAAAGGUUCAACAGUAGCUGCGCCCACCGUUGUUCAGUCAUCUGUUCUCCUGGCUGUUGGGAAUACUCCCUCAACACAAAGAUUAAAGCAACUGGCUCAGACCAUCACACAUUCUCAUUCAAGAAACCUUGGCCUGAACAACACUGUAUUUGGUAGGGUUAAGCAAGUUCGGCUUUCAUCCAUAUUGCAACACUCCCUCCAUGGUGGUGAUGGCAGUGGCCCCUCACCUUCUCCUGCACCUCUGCCUCAUCCCCACCACCGCCGCCACCACCACCACCACCACCAUCACCACCACCAUCACCACCAUCACCAUGAUACUCAUCUAGAUCCUGCAAUUUCUCCUGCUCCUUCAAUCGAGAGGGGGGUGCCUGCAGCUCAAAGAGGUGCGCCUGCACCUAAGGAUGGUUCACCUGCACCGAAGAGAAGUUUGCCAGCACCCGAGAAAAGUUAUGAAGCAAAGCCUCCUGGUUGCCAACUUGGAUAUAGGAGGAGUUCUAAAGGGCAUGCCAGUAAGCACUCUCACUUUGCCCCUACUGUUGCACCAUAUAUUUCUCCUUAUUAUCCUGUGGCCUCACCAAAAGCGCAAGUAGUCCCACCAGCUCCCAUUUAUCAUACAAUUCCUGGUUCUAGUCCUUUGCCAAAUGUUGUUUUUGCUCACGUUCAGCCCCCAACGAAGAGUGACUCAGAUUCAGGACAUUCUGACACUGUGCCUGCAUUUGCACCAUCACCAUCUUCAUCUUGUGCAGGUUUUCUUACUGCUCAAUUGCCAUUUUAUCUGUUCCUCGCUCUCGUAUUACAUCUAUAAUAAUAGAGGAGAAUCAUUCAAUAUUCUAGUGGAAAUAACUUCUCUGGUACUCAAAAAGGAAAAAAAUUGUAUCUUUCAAGUGGACGAACCGGAGGAGUUCUGUAAGUGUGAGGUACGCAAAGGGCGUGUUUCACAUCCGAGUGGAUAUGUGCUGUUUUUUAUGCGUGUAAAUAUUUGAUCAAAGGAAUCCAGUCGGGAGAUGCAUUUUCAGGUCAAAGUCCCAUAGGUGGCAGGCCUUCAAUGCAUGCAUCGCUUUACCGCUGUUUUGUGUAUCCUAAUAUGCAGAGAAAUGUAAGGAGUAGAGAACCAAAAUAUCAAUAACAAUACCUUUUUGUUUCU
Messenger RNA from Juglans microcarpa x Juglans regia, 2224 nucleotides. RefSeq lists its product as uncharacterized. NCBI's taxonomy places the organism in Eukaryota, Viridiplantae, Streptophyta, Magnoliopsida, Fagales, Juglandaceae. The transcript has 5 exons. Bases 314 to 1885 code for a protein of 523 amino acids. The record is from RefSeq and is a predicted model, not a curated record.